This is a messenger RNA of Microdochium trichocladiopsis, 303 nucleotides long. RefSeq lists its product as uncharacterized. The transcript has a single exon. The record is from RefSeq and is a predicted model, not a curated record. The coding region runs from base 26 to 289 and encodes 87 amino acids. Lineage: Eukaryota; Fungi; Ascomycota; Sordariomycetes; Xylariales; Microdochiaceae.
GUGUGCGCAGGCCGGCUUUUGACACAUGUGUGACAGAGCAAUACGACCGAGGCACUCUAAGUCGGCUGGUGGCCUGCUUUUGGCGUCUACAGCUAUCGGGGCGGCCUUACCUGCCUACCUUAGGUAUCCAAAUCCUUGCCCGGUCUGGGGUCGCAUGUGGCUCGACACCACUCGCCUAUCGUCCUGUUGGCAGUCCAAGGAUGCAAUGCAACGCCGCGACCACAAAGUGCAUGCAUGCUGCCGUCUGCCGUCUGCCGUGCCCACCUGCUUGUUUCGCUGUGAAAGUUGACGUAGCUUCUUGAC